Messenger RNA from Lingula anatina, 452 nucleotides. Its product is annotated as sphingolipid delta(4)-desaturase DES1. The record is from RefSeq and is a predicted model, not a curated record. Gene Ontology annotation, cellular component: membrane. Gene Ontology annotation, biological process: ceramide biosynthetic process. Lineage: Eukaryota; Metazoa; Brachiopoda; Lingulata; Lingulida; Lingulidae. Gene Ontology annotation, molecular function: sphingolipid delta-4 desaturase activity.
AUGUCGUUGGUAUACACAUUCAAACGCUUCUGGUCAUUCCUGCGCUUGGACGAACUGGUCAGCGCUGCCCUGUCCGGAGACGAUGACUGGGAUUACAGCGAGGAACCCCACACCUCCAGACGCUCAGAAAUUCUCCGCAAACACCCGGAAAUCAAACGCCUGAUGGGGUACGAUCCCUUCAUUGCGUACGUUCUAGCCUUCGAGGUUUCCCUGCAAUUGUUUAUGGCAUGGUGCGUGCGGGAUUCCCCGUGGUGGUUGGUGGUUCUCCUGGCCUACUGUGUUGGGGCGUUUGUGAACCAUUCGUGUGGGACAGCUAUCCAUGAAAUUGGCCAUAAUUUGGCCUUUGGACAUUCAAGGCCUAUUCUGAAUAGACUACUGGGGAUGUUUGCCAAUCUACCGCUAGCGGUCCCUUUUUCUGUGACAUACAAGAAAUAUCACUCCGAUCAUCACAG